Humulus lupulus (European hop) is the source of this 1536-nucleotide messenger RNA. RefSeq names its product B3 domain-containing transcription factor VRN1-like. The record is from RefSeq and is a predicted model, not a curated record. Gene Ontology annotation, molecular function: DNA binding. The transcript is spliced from 6 exons. NCBI's taxonomy places the organism in Eukaryota, Viridiplantae, Streptophyta, Magnoliopsida, Rosales, Cannabaceae. Bases 212 to 1219 code for a protein of 335 amino acids.
AGUUAAUUUACAGUGAAAAGCUCACACUUAGCUUCAACACUCUCAAACUUGACCUUCUUAUCAUUCUCUCUGUCACUGAACCUCUCUUCUCCUAAGCUUGAACUUUAUCAUUCUUCUUCUUCUUCUUCUCCAUCGUAACCGACCAGUCACAGUCUCAAACCCAGAACCAAAACAACAUUCAAAAGCUCCUCGUUUGAACGUUCAAGGAUCCAUGGCUUGUAGUCAUUGCGGGAGAAAGAAAGAGACCCCCCAUUUCUUCGUAAUAAUCCUUCCAAAUACUAUCAAAGAAAAUAGGCUUCACAUUCCAUUAAAGUUUCAAAGGAAAUAUGGAGCAACACUAUACAAUGAUGUAUUUGUCAAUCUUCCAUGUGGUAAAGAAUGGAAGAUGGGCUUAGCUAGAGAUGAUAGGCAUCUUUAUCUACAACAGGGAUGGCCAGAAUUUUCCAGGCACUACGAUAUAGUCAUAGGCCAAAUGAUAGUUUUUAGGUAUAAGGGUAACUCUAAGUUCAAAGCGCUAAUAUUUGAUAAGACUACCACGGAGAUAGAUUACCCCGCACCCCCAGUCCCCCAUGGUGAAGGGUCCAAGGGAAAAGAAAAAGAAUCUCCAUCACUAAGUUCAUGGCGUCAAAAGAGAAUGAAAACUAACCAUGGAUUUGGUGAAACAAAAGGCGAGUCAUCAAAGAAAAAUGACAAAGUUAUAAAAUCAGAAGAAGAUGAUGGAGAAAGAACCAGAAAAUAUGAUGUGCAUGGGAGAAUGAAACCACUGCAGUCAACUGAAAAGUCUGAAGCUCUGGAGAAGGCUAGAGGUUUCCCAUCAGAUAAACAUUUCUUCAAGAAAGUUAUGCAGCCAUCCUAUGUCCAUGGCCGUCAUCCUCGCUUGAAGAUUUCAACAAUAUUUGCAACGAAUCAUCUGAUAGAUAAAUUGGGUCCUAAAAAAUGUGGUACUCUAAAGCUCAAGGUUCCGGGCGGAAAGACUUGGUCUGCAAACUUCACUUAUUGUAAGUCUAAGGGAGUUGUAACAGCCAAAUUUGCUAGUGGCUGGAAAGCUUUUGCUCAGGAAAACAGCUUGGACAUAGGUGAUGUCUGUGUCUUUGUUCUGACUAACGACAGAGAAGUUACAUUUGAUGUCAUCAUUUAUCGCAAAAAUCAAAAUGCAAAUUCUCCAAUUCAUGAAGGUGAAGAAACUGAGAGAAGCUCUGAAUCUUCCUAUUCUGAUUGAGAACGAGCCAGCUUUUAUUUUGUUUUGUGAGCAUGUGAAGAAUUCUUCUCUUGUGUUCAGUGUGGAAAGUGGCGGUCUCUCUCUCUCCAAUACAUGCCAAGUUGUGCUCUGUUGUGUUUUCAUAAUCUACUAGUUCCUAUCCUGUAUCCUGAUUAUUUUUCUGAGUUCUAAGGGUGCCUAGCUAACAUUCUGUAAUGCCAUAGUGACAUUUACAAUAUGUGCUGCAUCACUGUUUGCAGUAACAUUUACAAAAAGACUAUUGUAUCCUAUAUAUUGUUAGGUAAAUAUUUUUUACAUAUUAUCACAUGUACAGUGAA